This is a messenger RNA of Penicillium coprophilum, 4758 nucleotides long. RefSeq names its product putative Rho guanyl nucleotide exchange factor. Gene Ontology annotation, molecular function: guanyl-nucleotide exchange factor activity. The coding region runs from base 1 to 4758 and encodes 1585 amino acids. The record is from RefSeq and is a predicted model, not a curated record. Lineage: Eukaryota; Fungi; Ascomycota; Eurotiomycetes; Eurotiales; Aspergillaceae. The transcript has 3 exons.
AUGGCGGCCAUCGCACCUCCCCCCGCAAUCCCUACACUGGCAGAUCUGCCUCUCGAACAACUCAGUCUCUAUCAUGUCGUCGACUCCUGUUUAUCGUCCAUUUUUGUCUUCUAUGGUGCGGUCUCUACUGCCAAUGCCACCGUGAGCAGUUCCCGCAUCCAGGCUCAUAUAUUCACACCUGCCGGGUUUCAAAGUUAUCCUCGAAUCACGGUGUCCCCAGCUGCGCCGGUGUAUGCUGCAGUCAAUCACCUUCCCCGCGAAAAACAAGGCGAUGAGGUGUGCCGCGGACUUGCAGUCAGCAUGCUGAGGUAUUUUGCGGAGCUAUCUGAACCGGUCAAAAAUCGUCUGAAUGGGGUGGCUCGAGCUGGGAAACCGGGAGGAAAGGCCCCCAAGAUGUUCGAUGAGAUGCAUGCGGCGGAUCUCGCCAAUCGUAUGACAAAGGUGGAUGAUUCAUUAGAGAUUAUCCAGGAUAUUCGGAGCGCAUAUCAGGAACGCAAGGUGCCAUGGAUUGAUGUUGACGUGGUGCUUCCUGCGGGUACUAUACAGCCAUUUCACCGCCGAGAAAGUGCGGGAUCAGACCUCGAGGGGAGUCAGAAUCCCCAAUACGGUCCAUACACACCCUUGAUAGAGGCAUUGGGGGAUCCUAUGUUUUUACCAACAUCUCGACUGAAGCGUGCGCCGUCUCAGCCGACCAAUGUCAGCAAAUCGCGCCUGUUUGCAAGAAGCCAGAAAGAAGCCCUUCGUCUUACCAUGUGUGAGCUUGUGGAUACCGAAGAGAGAUAUGUCGCCAAGCUGUAUUCUCUUGUCCAUGAGGUGGCCGAUGAAUUUCGACAAAAGGCUGUGAGCAGAGGGCCGUCCAGUACCAGCCCCGACGAGGCAGCGUUGGCGGCAUUGUUCCCACCAUGUUUGAAUGAAAUUCUCGAAGUCAACCUGGGCUUUCUCAAUGUCAUUCGACAAGUGCUUGAUGAAACAGAGAAAGAUGCCAUCACAGAUAUCGGUCAGGAUACGGAGCUCCCUUCUAAUCAUCGGGGUCUACCCAGAGAUAAAGCGGAUCCUCUUGGAGCACUUGCAUUUGCAAAGGCCCUCUUUGAAUGGUUGCCACAAUUUUCACAGCCCUACGGAGACUAUAUGCGAGCCCAUACAGGUUUUACACAAACUUUGAAUUUGUUCAUGAGAGAUAAGAACUCGAGCUUUUCGAAGAGAGUAUACGAGACGGGAGAGCAACGACUGCGCUCUUUAUUGAUGGAACCCGUUCAGCGGCUCCCUCGAUACAGUUUGCUGAUUGACACCAUGACUAGCAAUCUCCCUCUGGUCCAUCCUGCCGUGCGAACUCUGCUGAAAGCAAGAGACAUUGUGAAGGAUAUUUGUGCGCUCGAUAAUAAUUCUCCGUCAAGCCACGCCCAAAGCCUUCAACGCCUGAAAGAGCUGGUCAACGGAUGGCCAGCAAACACAUUCCCUGAAGGUCGGCUGAUCACUGCAGUCGACUUCAGUGAGAUCACCCCUCCCUACCAUCUAGGUACACAGUCACCUGGCAAUAGCACAGGGAUCAUGCUUCUUUAUAAGAAUUGCCUGGUCCUCCUAGCGAAGCCCGCCGAAAGCCGAGCCACGGCCCGUGGUGUACUGGCUGAUAUCGACAACGCGGCCUCUUCAACCACCGACAUGUCCACGUCUUUACCGCGAUCGGAACUCCAAGUUGUGCAGGUGCUGGACUUCCAUAAUGUUCGUUGUAUGCAAUCCACAUGUGGUCGGAUUUUGUUUGCGUUGCCAAUCUCAGCCAAGUCGUUCCCGCCAGACGAGACAAUGGAUGGAGCGGAACUUCUUGCAUUGGAAUUGGCUGGAACGUAUGAAGGAAGAGCCAAUCGACUGAUUGAAGAAAUAUCCAAAGCGAAGAUUGAGGGUCGAUUCUCCGAGAGUGAAAGAGAAGGAGGCAAAUGGACAUUACGAAGCCCUCCCACCGGAGCUGCGAGUAAUGUGGGAAUACUGGCGUGUGUGUGUGAGGACGGCGAAAGCGCCGCGCUUAACCAGAUCCAGUCAUCUCCCAUACGAGUUGUGUUUGAUACGCCCAGGGCGACUUGUGGUCAAAUGUUGCGAGAUUCUAAUCUUGAAAUCAUCGUGUCAAUAUCUCCUCCGAGUGGAGAUCAAUACAGACUAGACAUUGAUUCUGUGGUUGGAUCCGGGUCUACGGAUCUGAUCACGGUGGACACAUUCAUUCCCACUCUUUCACGCCGUCUCCAAUAUUUGCUCGCGCCUCUGCAUAGCCCCCGAAACCCAGCAUUGACGGAACCACUGGUUCAUUCCAAUUUUGAAAUCCUUCGGUACAUCGCCAGCAGCUUAAUCACGCAAGUCAAGUCUUCACGGGGGUUCCGGCCACCGUCGCCAACCAAGUUGAUCUCAAACCUGUUGGGAGGGAGCCGUGAUAACGUCCCCACGCUCAAAGCCCCGGGAUCGGCCACUCUUACCGGCGAAUUCCCAAAAAUGCCACCGCCUAGAGGCACUUUGUCGAGGUCAAACACUUUACCCUCUACAUUUCCUGGAAAUGAUAAAGAAAAGGACAAGGAAAAAGAGAAAGAGGAUUAUGGGAGUAAAAUAUCUGUUGUUGGGACAUCUGCCUCCAACGGGUUGGAUACUCAGUUCGGGUUGCUGGAACAGACAUUCGCAGCCUAUGUCCUUUCUCUGCAGUCUCGGAGUGGAAAUAUCCUGGGCCGAAUGCUUCGGGUCAGAGAUCAGGUUGACCGGGCGCCGGUCAACGAGCUUUACAACAUUUUGCUAGAAGACCCAAGCAAGAUCCAGGCUGCUGCUGAAGUCCCAGUUGAUACACUUUUUGUCGCAUUUGAAACCUUCCUGGCGAACGCUUGGAGAAGAAGCAUGGGUCCUGUCUUAAGCCCCUCUUCUCUGAAAUGGGUUCAGAGCCAGUUUGAUACCAUGUUACCGCGAGAUUUCGAUGAGCAAUUCCGGAAAUUUGUGACAGACAUGAGCCCACAGAAUAGACGAGCUCUAGCUGCGAUCAUUCGUUUACUUGCGGAGCUACUCGAUGCAUCUGGGAACGACGGGGAUCGCGGUGCUUUGACGAUGGCAUUUGCAGAGGUACUCACCGAAGACGGAGAUCCUAGCCAUCAUGUGUCUCUUUUGGAUCGACUAGUUGAAGACUUUGACAGUCUAUUCGAAGAAUAUCUCCCCGGGGGUACCUCGGUGGAAGGAACACUGACCUGCGAUCAAUCGAAAUCUCAUACUAAUGCCGGAUCAGUUGGUUCCAAUUCGUCCUCUUUCCGGAAACGCUUUGGCUUUGGUAUGCACAGGGAUGCCUCAAAAAAUGAAGGCGAGAGCAAAGUCGCAUCAAUUCUACGAACAUUGAGCAAAAAGCAAAGCCCUGCCGGCUCAGAGCCCAAUACACCCAAAGGCAGUCUGCUGCGCUCGAAGUCAACUGACGUGGACGCGCGUCUGGGAUUCCUUCGCCCUACAUCUCGCGAUCGCCCUGCGUCUCGUGAUCGUCCCUCAACUCGCGAUCGCCCUACAUCCCGCGAUCGUCCUUAUGGGUUCGCAUCUGAGGAGCAACUCUCGAGGCCGGGGACCGGCUACGAAAAUCCGCCUUCUCUAUCUUCUUUCCGAGGGUUCUCCGAAGAUACUGUGCCAAGGUUUCGCAGAAAACGAAGGAGCUCUCUUUCGGAUUUACGACCACCCACAUCAUCCUCCGAUGCAUCCAGUAUCUCUCCGACUCAACAGCUCCGCCCGACGACCCCUUCCAGUCGUACGCGAGGAGAAGUGGUAACGCCCACCAAACAGUCCAGACCUCAGAGUAGUUACAUACCAACAUCACAAUCACCUAUGCGCGGCCAAUCGCCAAUGCGUGGUCAAUCACCAAUGCGCUCUAAGCCGCCAGCAAAAUCAAGUUCGCCGACGAGACUAGGUUCACCUAUUCGCCGUCUGUCUCCGCCUCGUCCUUCUACGCCAAGUCGGAAGGAGAACAUUGAUCCCAGGACCCCACAGACGGAGCGUGAAGUCAAACCUAGAGGCAGUGUAUCAGAAUCGCCAGUAGAGGGGUCAAGGAGGCGAUCCCACGUGUCAAGCAUCCCUCAGCGAACUCCGGGCCUUCGAGAGCGGUCAACCACCAAUGGUUCCGAUACCAAGCGGCCACAAUCUUCGUCUUCGUUGCAGAAGCCGCAGAAACCGCGGAUGCAAAGUCCGCAAAAGUUACGUGAUCGUGUUCAAGUAGAAAAGAAGACCCAGAACUCUACUCAAUUGGGCCUGAAAGACGAGCUCUCAGAGCUUGGCAACGAAUUACGUUCUCUGAAGUUUACACCACCAAGGCAAUCUAAUGCAUUGAACCUUGAAUUUGAUUUUGACCGUACCGACACUAAUCCAUCGUCUGCUACCGUCGCAUCUCUCGAAGCCCGCAUGCGUAAGCUUGAAGCCCGAGUUGAGACGCUUGCUGAGGAAUACAAUGGCCGCACAACUGCUCUCGAAAGAGACUUGGAGUCGUCCUUGGUUCUGAGCGAGAAGCGCGUGAAGAAAUUGGACGAGCUUUAUCGCGAGGCAAGCGCCGAGAAUGAGGCUCUCUAUGACCGAUUUAAUACCGAACUCAGCAAGAUUGCAAAGGAUGUCCGAUCAGGCCGCGCAGAAGACGCCUUGAAGUCUCAACUGACGAAUGCUCUGGAUGAAAUCGGCCGAGUGAAGAAAGAAAACUUCCGCUUGAAACGAGAAGUCGGAGGUCUCCGAGCUCAAUCAGCCGCCGUUGCACUGCUGAAGGCGAGCGAGCAGUAA